Molecule: messenger RNA, 1140 nt
Organism: Arvicanthis niloticus (Nile rat)
Lineage: Eukaryota; Metazoa; Chordata; Mammalia; Rodentia; Muridae
Source: RefSeq, a predicted model, not a curated record
AUGGUCACUGAAGUCUCAUUUAUUUGCACAUUUGGGACCCCUGGAAGGGACAUGAUGAUUACUGCAUUCACAGUGCUGUUCUACCCUGGACUGAGUCUGGACCUCAGGAACACAGUUGUGGCAGGCACACUUCCCAUACCCACCCUUUGGGCUGAGCCAGGCUCUGUGGUCACCAAGGGACAGUCAGUUACUAUCUGGUGCAAUGGUACUCAAGAUGCCCAGGAGUACAAGCUGUGUAAAAAGGAAAAUUCAAAAGCCUGUAAGACACAGACCUUACUUGAACCUGGGAACAAGGCGAACUUCUCUAUUUCAUUCAUGACAGAGUACUAUGCAGGAUUCUAUUACUGCUACUAUUACAACUCUGCUGGCUGGUCAGGAUACAGUAACAUCCUAGAGAUGGUGGUGACAGGAUUCUACAGCAAACCCAGCAUCUCAGCCAUUCCAAGCUCCCUGGUCACCUCAGGAGAAAAUGUGACCCUCCAAUGUAGUUCACACCAGGGCUAUGGAAGGUAUGCCCUGACUAAGGAAGGAGAAGAAAAUGUGUCCGGGAUUCAGGACUCACAGAAACAACCCAAUGGGCAUUUUAUGGCUCUGUUUCCUGUGGGCCCAGUGACUUCCAAACACAGAUGGGCCUUCAGAUGUUAUGGCUACUACAAGAGAACCUCCCAGGUGUGGUCAGUUCCCAGUGAUACCCUACAGCUCCUUUUUUCAGAUUCAGACUCACAAGAUCACACAGUGGAGAAUAGCAUCAGGAUGGCUGUGGCUGCCUUGGUUCUGGUGGUUCUUGGGAUUCUGCUCUUUGAGGCUCAAAAUAGCCAGAAGAUACCCCAAGAUGAAGUGAGGGGACCCCAGCCUCCUCCCCAGCUCUGCAGUAGAACAAAUGUGGAAGCCGUCACUGUUUCUGUCUUCAUCUCUGGCCACAGCUCCGCCUUUCUCCCUGGAGGCCUGCUGCCAUCUAGGACAAGUAAGCGAGAUGCCCACACUCCAAGCCCCCAGUUGCUGGGCCAGCAGCAAGCCUACCAGCUGGGUGCUUCUACCAUUCCCUCUGUACUCCAUCUUCUGAUCUACACCUCUACCUUCAGUCCUAGAUCUGCACUCUACUUCCCUGGCUGCACCUCAGACUGCCUCAUUGGAAGCUAA